Molecule: messenger RNA, 1428 nt
Organism: Callorhinus ursinus (northern fur seal)
Lineage: Eukaryota; Metazoa; Chordata; Mammalia; Carnivora; Otariidae
Gene: FEZF1
Product: FEZ family zinc finger 1
Biological process (GO): regulation of transcription by RNA polymerase II
Cellular component (GO): nucleus
Molecular function (GO): DNA-binding transcription factor activity, RNA polymerase II-specific
Source: RefSeq, a predicted model, not a curated record
AUGGACAGUACCUGCCACAACGCGACUGCCAAAAUGUUAGCUACUGCUCCGGCCCGGGGCAACAUGAUGAGCACCUCCAAACCCUUGGCUUUCUCCAUCGAACGAAUCAUGGCGCGCACCCCCGAGCCCAAGGCCCUGCCCGUCCCCCACUUCCUGCAGGGAGCCGUGCCCAAGGGGGACCCCAAGCACUCCCUGCAUCUUAACUCGUCGAUCCCCUGCAUGAUCCCUUUCGUGCCUGUGGCGUACGACACGAGCUCCAAGGCAGGAAUGACUGGCUCGGAGCCGCGGAAGGCGAGUCUGGAGGCUCCGGCGGCACCGGCGGCGGCGCCCGCGGCGCCCGCGUUCAGCUGCAGCGACCUGCUCAACUGCGCGCUGAGUCUCAAGGGCGACCUGGCCCGAGACGCGCUGCCGCUGCAGCAGUACAAGCUGGUAAGGCCGCGUGUGGUCAACCAUUCUUCCUUCCACGCCAUGGGAGCCCUGUGCUACCUGAAUCGAGGUGACGGCCCAUGCCACCCGGCGGCCGGCGUUAACAUCCACCCGGUGGCCUCCUACUUCCUCAGUUCCCCUCUGCACCCUCAGCCAAAAACGUAUUUAGCUGAAAGGAAUAAACUGGUGGUCCCGGCGGUGGAGAAGUACCCCUCGGGAGUAGCUUUCAAAGACUUGUCCCAGGCUCAACUGCAGCAUUAUAUGAAAGAAAGCGCCCAGCUUCUGUCGGAAAAAAUCGCAUUCAAAACCUCUGACUUCAGCCGAGGCUCUCCUAAUACCAAGCCCAAGGUUUUCACUUGCGAAGUGUGUGGAAAGGUCUUUAACGCACACUAUAACUUAACUCGUCACAUGCCAGUGCACACAGGAGCUAGACCCUUCGUUUGCAAAGUGUGUGGAAAGGGCUUCCGGCAAGCCAGCACCCUGUGCAGGCACAAGAUUAUUCACACCCAGGAAAAACCUCACAAAUGUAACCAGUGUGGCAAAGCAUUUAAUAGAAGUUCCACUUUAAACACACAUACCCGAAUACACGCAGGCUACAAACCGUUUGUGUGUGAAUUCUGUGGCAAAGGAUUUCAUCAAAAAGGGAAUUACAAAAACCACAAGUUGACCCACAGUGGGGAGAAGCAGUUCAAGUGCAAUAUCUGCAACAAGGCUUUCCACCAGGUUUACAACCUCACCUUCCACAUGCACACUCACAACGACAAGAAGCCCUUCACCUGUCCCACGUGUGGCAAGGGCUUCUGCAGGAACUUUGACCUCAAGAAGCACGUCCGCAAGCUGCACGACAGCAGUUUGGGGCUGGCCCGCACGUCUGCUGGGGAGCCCGGCAUGGACCCGUCGCCCCCUCUUCAGCAGAUGCCACCUGCGACCUUGCCGCCUCCGCCGCCCCCGCUGCCACCCCCUGGGCCCCUGCAGCCUGGGCUCCACCCGGCCCAUCAGUGA